AUGAUCACAAAAAUUACAGCUCUUUUUCUCUGUUUAUUAACCAUUGUAGAAGCUGAUUACUUAUGUAACUGUUAUUGUCCACCUGACAACACUUACGUUGGAUAUGGUAUUAUUGAAACAUCCUCGACAAUAUGUGAUACUCAAAUUUGUACAGAUAAUUGUGUUGGUUUUACUCCUAAUUGUGAAUUAGGUUCAACAUGGGGAGAAUGUCGAAACGUAGGAAGUAGUGUAACAGCAUCUUUCUUUAGUUUUGCAUUAGGAUUAACUGCAACUUUGGCUAAAAAAUAUCUUUAA
Adineta steineri is the source of this 294-nucleotide messenger RNA. The record is from the annotation of a GenBank genome assembly. Lineage: Eukaryota; Metazoa; Rotifera; Eurotatoria; Adinetida; Adinetidae.